Molecule: messenger RNA, 2416 nt
Organism: Cololabis saira (Pacific saury)
Lineage: Eukaryota; Metazoa; Chordata; Actinopteri; Beloniformes; Belonidae
Exons: 11
Coding region: 366-1361 (331 amino acids)
Biological process (GO): protein import into mitochondrial matrix
Cellular component (GO): mitochondrial outer membrane; mitochondrial outer membrane translocase complex
Molecular function (GO): transmembrane protein transporter activity
Source: RefSeq, a predicted model, not a curated record
UCUUGAUCUUUGCAGCAUCACUUCAUAGCUUCAGUUUGUAUCAGGAAUAUACUCCUGACAGCGAUCCUUAUGCGAGCUGCUCUAUUCCCUCGGGAUUUUAACUGUUAGGAUCCCAUCGGGGGUACGUGGAAAAGCAUUUUCCCCACAGAUUUCAGCUUUUCUGAGGCUAAGGUCAUGCAAGCUAACGGGCUGGCUGCACCUGCACAUUAAAACAUUGCACCGCAUCACAUCAUGGAUCAUUUGCAAUUUGGACUCUAAAUUUGCCGUGCAGUUCAAAAAAAAAAAUAGGUCCCCUGGAGGAGGGAGAGAAACGUUCCGCUUUCAAAGGUUCUUGAGCCCAAAAGUACUGGAAGCUCUGCACCCACAUGGGCAGUGUUCUGGCCUUGUCUUCCAGCCCGGGCCAGCAGAACUGGCCUUUCUCCACGGACCCCCCUCCUUCUCGCUGGGAUACACAUCCUGCUCACUGGGAUAGUCCGCCGCGCUGGGAGAGGAGAGAUGGCCGGCUCCCCAACCCGGGCAGCUUCCACUCGCUCCACAGGAGCUGCAAAGAUGUGUUUCCUCAUCAGAUUGAAGGUGUCAAGUUGAUUGUCAAUAAGACUCUGAGCAGCUUCUUCAAGGUCAGCCAUACUCUCCACCUCAGUGCUGUAAGUCCGUCUUACUAUCGCUUCCAUGUCGAGCAUCUGCAGUCUGACGACUACAGUAAGGACAAGGAUGCCCCGGCACUGAUUGGUGAAAUGGACUCUUCAGGUAGUCUGAACGCUCAUUCUCUGCUGCAUCUCACUGAGCGUGUGCGAGCCAGAACCGUCUUCCAGACCCAGCAGUCUCAGUUCGUAACAUGGCAGUUUGAAACUGAGUACCGGGGCAACGACUUUACUGCUGCAGUGACGGUGGCCAAUCCGGACGUCCUCAGAGAGUCAGUUAUCCUGGUGGCGCACUUCCUCCAGAGCGUGUCUUCUGGACUGGUGUUAGGCGGGGAGCUCGUCUACCAUCGAGGACGGGCAGAAGAAGGAGGAAUUCUCACUUUAGCUGGACAGUACUCAAGACCAAACUGGGUGGCAACUCUGAACGCUGGUAAAGGUGGCGCCCACGCCAGCUACUAUCACAGAGCCAACAAGCAGAUUCAAGUUGGCGUGGAGUUCGAGGCCAGUACGAGGACGCAGGAAACCACGACCUCGUUCGGGUACCAGAUGGAGCUUCCAGAGGCCAACGUGGUGUUUAGAGGUAUGAUAAACAGCCGGUGCAUAAUCGGAGGUGUGUUGGAGAAGCGUCUGACCCCGCUGCCGGCCACGCUCAUCAUGGGUGCGUUUGUAAAUCACAAAGGUGAUAAGCUGCAGGUGGGGCUGGGCAUCAAUGUGGGAUAACCCCCAGCUGAACCUCACCGGAGUCCACCGCCAGGACUCCAUUCAGGGAUCCGUCGUAUUGAACUGACUGAACUGACCUUCCAGGGUUCGUCAGCCGCACCAGAACACUUCCUGCUCGUGCAUCUCACCGUGCAACCUACCUCCCAACACAGAGGCGAUGUUUUCUGAUAGGACCAAGAAAGAGUCGCACCGGAGGAAUGAGACGAGUGCAAAAUAUGCUGGAGACCCUCUGAAAACAGAAUGCACAUCAUUCUCUGGACAGUGAAUAAUCCGAAAGGCCUACUGGACUAUAAAGUUAAAAUAACGUCUUUUUUAUACCGUAGAUCGUGAUUAAGAAACAUUUAAUGUAUAUAGCUUAUAACUUGUAAAUAAGUGUUUUUUAUGUUUUAGCCCCUUACGUAGGAUUAAUUUAUUGUUGAUCAUUUUUAUUUACAAAAGAUAAUUAGAAAAAAAAACUAACAUUGAUUCCAGGGACAUAGUGAUUAAAAAAAGAAAGAAAUCUAACCAAAACUAACUCACCAUCAAUCUGAUGCUUUUUGCCAGGUGUCUCCUUGAAAGUCUGAGCUUCCUGGGGUCUGAAUGUACGAACGCAGAACAGUUCCACAGUGAACGCCCAGAAUUAAAACACGUUUACACUGGUAAACGAUGGAGAUCAUCAUGAAACGUCAGCAUGACCCCAAAUGAAACGUCCAGGGUGUGAAAAGAUUGUAUGAUUGUUGUUUGUUGGCUCAUCUGUGUUUUUUUGUUUGUUUCCAGCACAUGAAAGUGUAUGGAUUACACAUAAAACAUGUUGUUUGAGAGCUAAAAGGUGCUGCUGAUACUGAAGGACGGGGGAGAGGCUGAGCACUACGGAGGACUGUACUGUACUGUAUCUUUACAGAGGAAUGCAUGUGGAAACAGUGAGCUGAAUGCAACCGUUACUCUGUUAACACAUGAAAUGUUGUAAAAUGUUUUAUUUGUACACCAUGUUAUAUAAGCAUGAAGGGAAGUGCAAGGGAAAGAUUGAUUUUUUUUUGUCAAGAACCUAAUUUAUUAAAGAUGUUAUUUCUGUCAUA